Molecule: messenger RNA, 876 nt
Organism: Umbelopsis ramanniana AG
Lineage: Eukaryota; Fungi; Mucoromycota; Umbelopsidomycetes; Umbelopsidales; Umbelopsidaceae
Exons: 3
Coding region: 29-517 (162 amino acids)
Biological process (GO): DNA-templated transcription
Cellular component (GO): RNA polymerase III complex; RNA polymerase I complex
Molecular function (GO): DNA binding; DNA-directed RNA polymerase activity; protein dimerization activity
Source: RefSeq, a predicted model, not a curated record
AAAAAAGAUCCCUUUUUGUAUUCCCAACAUGUCGCCAGCCAAGACACGAACUCACAACGAAGACAUCGAUGAAGAUGUUUCCUCUGCAGACGAAGAAAUGGCUUUGGAAGGAACUGAGGAUAUGAUGGAAACUGAAGAGAAUACUGAGGAUGCUGACGCUGAUGCCGAAGAGGCAAUGGUGCCCGCUGACAAGAUCGAAAUUGUUGCUGGAAGUUCUGAUCCAACUUGCAUGACAUUUUGUUUCAAGGAGGAAGACCAUACCUUAGGCAAUUCUUUGCGACAUAUGGUUAUGAAAAACCCUCUUGUUGAUUAUUGCGGUUAUUCUAUUCCUCACCCUUCAGAAGCAAAGAUGAACGUCCAUAUCCAGACAACUGAUGCUACAAAUGCUGUUGAGGCACUCAACAAGGGUUUUGAUGACCUUACCGAUUUGUGCCAGCAUGUUAUCAGCAAAUUCAAGAAGGAAUUGAAAAAUGGCAACUUCGAGUAUUCCCCAGAGGGCAACUGGUCUCAAAAUUAGAAUCCAUGCAAACUCGUUCAAUUCAUCAUUGUAAUAUAAUCUCAUUUUCAGCGUGCAGCAGUUUAUAUAUUUAUUGUGGCAGGUAUCUUGGUGGUCGGGAAAAAGUAAAUGCAAAUGUAUCCAGAGACACAGCGUCGAUGGUGUAGUUGCAUUGGGUUUAAUUAAGUAUCGUAACUUAUUUAGUUUCAUUUUUAUAAAAUGGAGGCUAGCAAUCAUGUAUACAGACGCCAGCAUCGAGGUGGGAAGUAGCCAUCUUUCAGCCGAGGCGUCCAAAUAUACAAGGCCAUGCCUAUUUGAAUAUUCAAAAAUUGGCAAAGUUUGAAAAUGCUACCGGGUUAACGGUAGGGCACGAUUAUCCU